CAGAGGACGUGCCAACCACUACAAUGGGCCCCCACUUAAUCAAAACCAUAAAGCCCACCACCUUCCUCUGCUCUUUCUUCUCCAAUUCCUCCUCUCCCUCCCUCUCUCACAUCCAACCCCAAACAAUGUCUUCUCUUAUACGCAACACAAGCGCCUUAAACCUAUCGGCGCCGCCUCCGUCUCCAAUCCCCACCGGAAAAGGCUCACGAUCCGCCGCCAACGAAAACUUCUCCGAAUACCUCGAUAAAACCUUCAACAUUCCCGAUCUCUCCCUCCCUGCACCUCACUUUCCACUAUACAAUAACAAUGACUACGCCGAUCACGAUCACGAUCACGAUCAUGAUGAUGAUCGGACGGAUACAUAUAUUCCGGAGAAAAUUGAUUACCGGUUGUUGGAAUUAGGUGAUUAUGAGACGAUUGAUCGGCUGUUACGCUCGGCUAGAGAGUUCGGUGUGUUCAUGAUUAUUGACCAUGAGAUUUUUUAUGAUCAUGAUGAUCGUGAUUUGUUGCCGUUGCUACACGUGGAUGUUGAUCGGGUUUUUUGUGAUUUGGAGAAGGGUAGUUUUGGUAAUGAGAAGAAGGGGAAUAUUUCUUGGGUUCGUUCCAGUGAUAAACGUAUGAAAUGCACAAGAUCUCAGUUUGUGACUGAUAGAUAUGGGAGUUUCAGUGAAAAGAUGGAGAUAAUUGCGAGUAAACUGGAUGAAAUGGCUGAACAAUUGCGUCAUAUAUUUGUGGAAAACAUAGCAAGAUUGCAAUUUGGAAGUAGAAUUCAAGGGAACGAGUCUGUGCUCAGUUUAUACAGAUACUCGGGCAAUCAUAGUUCGGUACAAAAUCCAUUGUCAUCAACUGAUCAGACAAGCAGCAAACAUAGUGAUCAUACUUUGUGUCUUCAUCUGCCUGCAACGCGGUCUCAGUUUCAUGUCCAGUCUGCAAGUGGCCCUUUGUCUUUUCAUGUUGGUCCAGACACCAUUGUUGUCACUGUUGGACAACGUAUUGAGGAAUGGAGCAUGGGCGAUUUCAAAUGUGUAUCUAGUGAAUUAAUCUGUGAGCCAGAGCUCGAAGCAAACAAUGCUACAUUCUCUAUAGAGCUUAAAUGCAAGUCAUUAGAUUUAGAUGCAAGUUCCAACAAAAAUAAUUGUAACACAAUCACUAUAAGACACCAAAUCCUAGUGAUGGUAGUCAUUAUUUUCUUGUACAAAAUUAUUAUGUUUCUUUUCUCAUAAUCUGCUACAACACUAGAAUUUAGCAGCAGGUUCGUACAGAGUUUGAUUUUGAUAGAGAGAUUCUCAUAGUUAGGUUCGUUUAACCGGAUCAACCGGCGGGUCGGCUUGAAUUGGCUUGGAUUUUAUGGCGACUAAAGAGCUGAAAGACGUGUUGUCAUGGGCCUUUAUUGGAUGGGUUUGCUGUUUGUGGGCUUUAAAAGGUAUUUUGGGCUUUCCUUUUGGGCUUUUGAUUCAUUUAGAAUCAGUUUUGGGGUUAAGAGCCUACAGACUCUUCUAUGAUUGUUUGAUCUGAUUGUGAAUCCAUACUUUAUAUAUUCAGCCUGAAUUUUGUUAA
Mercurialis annua (annual mercury) is the source of this 1557-nucleotide messenger RNA. RefSeq lists its product as uncharacterized. The transcript is spliced from 3 exons. Bases 24 to 1223 code for a protein of 399 amino acids. The record is from RefSeq and is a predicted model, not a curated record. NCBI's taxonomy places the organism in Eukaryota, Viridiplantae, Streptophyta, Magnoliopsida, Malpighiales, Euphorbiaceae.